GAAAAAUGGCCGGAAACCCUGCGGACCAGGGCCGCGACUUCGACCGCUCUCCAGAGAAUUUGAAGGCAAUAUUAAGGAAAACUUUUCGUCUUAAGGAGUUUCGGGACAAUCAACUUGAAGCAAUUAAUGCAACUUUUGAGGAAAAAUAUGUCUUUGUUGUUGGUGAUAAUGGUGCUGGUAAAAGCCUGUGCUACCAGCUACCAGCCUGCUUGUCUGCUGGAGUCACUGUGGUGAUCUCUCCACUCAUCUCCCUCAUCCAGGACCAGAUCCAGAAACUCACAGAACUGGGUAUUGAGGCCAGGACUCUCUCGGGUGAUAAAGGUUGCAGCGAUGCAGAUAGUAUCUACCAACAGUUGUCUGAAGAGGAUCCGAUAAUCAAACUGCUCUACGUCACCCCCGAGAAGGUGAGAAUGAGUGAUCCACUGAUCGAGGCUCUGCAGAGCCUGAGAGUCCGAGGUCUUCUUGCUCGGUUUGUUAUCGAUGAGGCCCAGUGCAUCAGUCAGUGGGGCGACAACUUCCGGCCAGACUACGGGACGUUGAAUGAGCUGCAGCAGGACUUUCCGGGGGUGCCCAUAAUUGCUGUGUCAGGCCCCAUCGCGCCCCACAUCCAGGAGGACAUCCUCAAAAGGCUGCAGAUGACCAAGCCUCAGGUGUUCACCAUGAGCUUUAACCCAACAAAUCUAAAGUAUGCCGUGAAGACCAGAACACUGGAUAGGGGAACGGACUGCAUUACCUGGAUCAAGGAGCACUAUCCACAUGACUCAGGCAUCGUGUACUGCUGGAGACAAGACGACUGUGACAACAUGGCAGACAGCCUGAACAAGGCAGGCCUGCUGGCAUGUUCAUAUCACGCUGGGAAGACUGGUGAAUACAGAGAGAGUGUGCAGAACAGGUGGAAAGAAAAUAAAUGCCAGGUCAUCUGUGCCACCAUAGCCUUUGGCAUGGGCAUCCACAAGCCGGACGUGCGGUACGUGAUCCACAGCGUUCUGCCCAAGUCCAUGGAACGCUACCAGCGGGAGACCGGGCGGGCCGGCAGGGACGGGAACGUGUCCCACUGCAUCCUGUUUUACAACUACAAAGACUAUGAAGACCUUCGCUAUGUCAUCAGCCGUGUGUCUUGCUCCAUUUAA
Messenger RNA from Gadus chalcogrammus (walleye pollock), 1130 nucleotides. RefSeq names its product recQ-like DNA helicase BLM. The record is from RefSeq and is a predicted model, not a curated record. Gene Ontology annotation, molecular function: four-way junction helicase activity; ATP binding; nucleic acid binding. Gene Ontology annotation, cellular component: chromosome; cytoplasm; nucleus. The transcript has 8 exons. Bases 6 to 1130 code for a protein of 374 amino acids. Gene Ontology annotation, biological process: telomere maintenance; double-strand break repair via homologous recombination. Lineage: Eukaryota; Metazoa; Chordata; Actinopteri; Gadiformes; Gadidae.